Molecule: messenger RNA, 1951 nt
Organism: Rosa rugosa (rugosa rose)
Lineage: Eukaryota; Viridiplantae; Streptophyta; Magnoliopsida; Rosales; Rosaceae
Exons: 10
Coding region: 1183-1629 (148 amino acids)
Source: RefSeq, a predicted model, not a curated record
CAACACUUUGUCAAAAACAGCCGUUUCCUGAACUCGUCGAGCAGCUCUCUUCUAAACAUCAUGAAAACACCAUGGGCCUCUCAUGAAAACACCAUAGCUAUUUGUCUCCUCUCACUCCCACUUAGACAAAAUAAGGGUUUUUCUUUGAAUCGUUUCCAUCAAAGACUUCUCCGUCACUUUCUUCACACUUCACAGUCCCUUCCCAAAAACCUCGACUUCUCUUAAACAUCGCGCUUUGGCACAGAUCUCUCUCUCUCUCUAACAGAUCUCAGAUCUUAGAAGAAGAUUGAAAGAAGGGGAACAAUCCUUCUCUCAAUCUGGACAGUAAUGGCUUCACUCUUCACUCUCCAUCACUCUCCCUCGCUUUCCUUCUCCCCAAGAACCCACCUUUACUCGCCGAAAUGGUGCCGUUUCCGAGUUCAAAUUUCAACUAACAGCGGAGCGAAAACCGGCGCCGCCGUCGUUUGGCUAAAGCACGACCUCCUAAUCGACGAUCAUCCACCUCUCAAUCUCCUUUGAAUCCCUCUUUCGUCUCCACGCGCCACCCCAUUCCCGCAAAAACCUAAUCCACUCGCCCUCCCAUGUCGCCGGACGGCGACGUCUGCACCUGCUGCGCAGGCGAGAAUGGCGGCUCCAACGGUGAUCACGCCGAAGAUCUGGUGUGCGCACAUUACAGGAAAUCUGAUCCCUCUCCGUCGUCGUUUUGCUAUUCCUCUUCGCUCAAAUACGUUCCUGUGCCGUCGAGCGAUUCCGAGAAGCUACGGCGGGUUGUGGACUGCUUCGAUUAAGGGUUUCACCAUCGGCGUCGGCCUCAAAGGCGGCCUUGCCGUCUUCUCCAUCCUAGCUAGACUCAGAAAGAGAAAGCUCUUAGCCUCUCUCAGGACUGAGGGUGCGAUUACGAAUAAUGAAGCAAUUGUUACUGUUUUGAAGGAGACCUUGAGAUAUGGUCUGUUUCUUGGGACUUUUGCAGGCACAUUUGUUUCAGUGGAUGAGAUUAUUGCUUCUUUGGGAGGCCACCGUAGGCAUGUUCCUUGUUCUUUUAUAUUCAGCUUCGCAUGGUCUGUUUGAUUGAGAUUUGAGAUAGCUGUUUGCUCUGGUUUAAUUGAUUAUGUUCCGGUGUUACUCUAGUUCAGGACAGCUAAGUGGAGGGCUUUGUUAGCAGGGCUUAUAGCAAGACCGUCUAUGCUUCUUACCGGGCAUAACACGCAGCAUACGAGCUUGGCUGUAUACAUACUUAUGCGUGCUGCCGUGUUGGCCACGCGUUGUGGGAUUAAAAGCAAACGGUUUGGUCGUGUUUGUAGACCUCUCACUUGGAAGCACGGUGACAUUUUCUUUAUGUGUCUCUCCUCUUCGCAAAUUCUGUCUGCUUACAUAUUGAAGCAGGAGAGUUUGCCUCCAUCAUAUAAAUUCUUUCUCAACAAACAUGGGGGAAAGGAUAUCACAAUUUUGCAAGGUGAUUCUAUUAUUUCUCCAGGAGCAAAGCAAGGUUUAAUCCCCCUUGCUGUACCACUUUCAAGAAAUAUCUCAGGUGUUGUAACUGCAUUACUCCGGUGGCCUACAGCUCUGCAAGGAACAUUGAUAAAUCCCUCUGGUGAAAUGUCCUGUGCUGGGUUAAGUGAACAAAACUGAAUUUGAUGCAAGGGGGAAGUUUCAGCAGUACAUAAGGGGACCAAAACCAAGUUUGUCUUUGCAAGCCCAGCCAAAUCUGCAGAGAUCCUUUUCAAGUACAUUUCUGCUGAGCAUGUUCCUAUACAAUAUGGAGGUUUGAGUGUGGAUUACUGUGAGUGCAACCCAGAAUUCACCAUUGCUGAUCCGGUCGCUGAAGUAACCAUCAAACUUGGGACAAAGAAGACUCUGGAAAUUAUAAUUUAUGAGAAGUGCACCAUCAUAUGGGAACUCUGUAGUUGGGUGGGAUGUGAGCUAUGGAGCUGAAUUUGUUCCGGUUCCUGAC